GAGGUUGUUUAAUGACGCUGAUUCACAUAGAGCAGUAACGGCACAGAACAGUGUAUUGCUUGACAAUUGUGUUUUAACCAAGAGUGUGUAUGGUUCUGAAAAGGGGGAAAUUAAGUACAAUAGUAAAUGGCAGGUAUAGACUUAAUACAACCUCCAAUUACAUUACAUAUUGUAGCAAUAUUAUUUAUAGCUUAUCUGCUGCACAUGCCAAUACAACCUAAUGACAUGGCUGUGACUUCACUAAUGAAUGAUCAGAGGUGUGCAACUACAGUACACAAUACUACUGAGCAGCACCAUCAUCCUUACACAACUGCAUGAACUUGAAUGUAUUAUGCAUCCACAAGGCUCAUUGCUAACAAAAUACACACAUAAUCUAUACAGUAUACAUCCAUAUAACCACUGGGCAUAAGAGUAGACACUGAAAUGCUAAAUGUCUGAAAUGAGAUGACAGAAACAACAGGGUUAGAAAGUUUACAGUUACUAGCUCGCGGUAAAAACGCGAUUUAGCAUAACAAAGGAGUGCGUCCACAACACAUAAUUGUAAGAAAUAUGAAAUCACAUUUCUGAAGGACGCACACUGGCCUUGGCUAAAACAAAGAACACGAACUAAAGGUAAUCACAGGAGAUGGCUGGAAUUUAUCGCGACACCCAGCCUCAUAUAAAUAAGAAUUUGUUCUCAACUGACUUGCCUAGUUAAAUAAAAAAAUAAAAAAUAUAUGCAUAUACUGUACCUUAUACCAUCUAUUGCACCUUGACUAUGCCGCUCGGCAGUCGCUCAUCCAUAUGUACAUUUUCGUAUUCCAUCCCUUUAGAUAUGUGUGUAUUAGGAUGGAGAAUUGUUAGAUUACUUGUUAAUUGUUAGAUUACUUGUUAUUACUGCACUGUCGGAACCAGCAACACAAGCAUUUCGCUACACUCGCAUUAACAUCUGCUAACCAUGUGUACGUGACCAAUAAUAUUUGAUUUGACUUAUCACGCCUUCUGUACUUUCUCUCCUUACUACCUUCUCCUCAGUUAGAGAUCACCCAGCAUGCUCUGCUCCCGGUGGGCGGGAGUCUCAAUAGUCUUUCGUACUGAGGUGUUUGUUCUGUUUUCGCAGUCGGUUGAGACAUAUAAUACUCUUGAAUACAGACUGGGUGUCAUGUUUUGGCUGAUAAAUGUAAUAAAAUGUGAAUGUACAUUUCAACUUUCAAAUGAUACCACAAAGAUGGUUGGAGGUCCACACAUCAGAGAAUGUUGACUUGAGUGGGAAUAUCCAUUGUUAUACACUUAGCUGUCAAUCUUUCAUAGGUAACCUAUUGAAAUCAUAGAAAUAUAGAUAAUAUAAUAGACCUUCCUAUUCAAGUUGACUUUCCAUGUUGGGUGGACCAGCAGCCAUAUUUCUGGUAGUACUAGACAGUUAAAAAUUAAAUUUACAUGUGAAUGGUGUAGCAGCUAAAUUGCAGUGGUCUGAAGGGAUAGGUUCAUUCUAUUCAUAUUUGUAUUAUUAUUAUUGAAAUGACACCUAGCCUGUAUUCGAGAGUAUGCUGUGUCUCAACCGAUGACUGGCAUAACACAGACACAUCAGAUAGUGUAAAAUAGUGUCUAAACUACAACAUGUGAAACUUAUAAAAAUCGUAAUUUAUGCGUUUUUAGAUAAUUGACGUUAAAGGUUUAAAAAAAAAAGAACAUUUUAUAUUUAAAAACUUUUCCCCCCAAGAAAUCAUAGAAUAGUUUGACAACCCUGUUGAUAGGCUUUCAAAUGAUAUCCACCUCAACCAUUUACCUUUUUCAGUAAUUAAGACAUGGCUUUACACAAUUACUGUUGCUGUUUACGCAAUCCAAUAACAGUCCAUUAUAAAUCGCAAUCUGGGUCAGAUGGGCAUAAUUUGAAAGGUUGUUCUAUUGCCAACAUGACUAGCUAAAUUAUAAAAUACGAUUUUACAAUAUUAGGCUUUCACAAGGAAAUUCAGCGAAUUUUGGAGAACAUAGACUGGAAUCAUGAGUGCAUAAAGAUUCGACCUGGCCUUAUUUAGAAUCUAAUUAUUUCACUCAUCCCUGUUUAAGACAUUAGAGACUUGAAGAAGACCAGAACGGAGGUUGGAGGUUGCAGCUUGAGUGUCAAUAGACCUAAUUGAGGUGAAGAAGGGGGUAAAUAGCAAGUGGAUGACAAAGCAUUUUGACAUCCCUGUGUGAAAUGCUCGCCCGGCAUCAUCUGACUAUGGAAGAUGGACCACAACUGGUCUGAAUGAUGAGCACAAAUCCUCUUCAAUAUGAACAUUUAAUGAGUGAAGAGAGUGAUGGUGUAGGUCUAUUGGGACACAUUUUUGGAUGAGCUGGUUUCAAAACGAAUAUGCUCUUCUUUUUUUCCUUCUUUUCUUUUCAGAAAAUAAACUAUAUGAAGAAAACGGUAGCAUUGUUAUUUACGAGGCAAACUACCGCGACCAAAAUACAGAACACGUCACUUCCAACAUUAAAUCUCCAUGGCAACAUCGCAACCAACGUCACAUCUGUAACUCCACAGCUGUCGAACGUCAACACGAAUCACUACUCAUGUCACGUGUUUAUCCUGGGCGGUUCUUAAACUCUCCGUUACAUGACCGUUGUCAUUUCUUCUUGGUGCAGAGCAUAAAUCAUCCGUGGUAUGUGACGGUCCAAACACAACGAUCAUCAAUUUAAUUGGCACGAGGUAAAGCAAAAAGAGCAAAGUAAUCAAAGGGAAAGGAAAUAUUUCCGAAGAUUUGUUUCCAGAGGACUCUUGCUCGCGGUAGCAAAGAGAGAGCACGAACAGUGGGUUUGCGUUGUUUCUAGCAAAGCUAGCUCACAGACCGUCCUGCAUUCCUGUCUCUGGGUCGUGUGCAUGCUGUUGUGAUUCGCAUUGGCAAACAACCGAAUAAAAAAUAUGAAACAACACAACCGCAAACAACCCUUGUUCCUGGCGUUCAUCACGUUUUUAGCGGUCACGUUGCAUCAGAGCUUUGCUGCCACUGACGUCCCGCCCACUGCUGCUGCCCCUCAAACCACGGCUCCACCUCCUGCGCCCCCAGCCCGGCCUGAGAGGGGCAACUACACUGUAACCAAUGGCAAUGGGACCGUCUGUCUGAUGGCCCGCAUGGGACUGCAGCUCAACAUCCGCUUCAGCUCUGCCUCUCUCAAUAAUACUGUGCAAGACGUGUUGAACCUCCAGCCCAACGUGACUAAGAGCUCAGGGUCAUGUGACUCGGACAGUGCCACCCUGCUGCUGAUGGCUGAGGAGAAAACCAACCUCACCUUUGUUUUCUCCCUGAAUGCCACGUCCAGUAAGUACCACCUGAGUGGAGUGACUCUGUCUGCAGCCUGGCCGGACAUGAGUGAGCCCUUCUCAGCCAGUAACAGUAGUCUGGACUACCUGCGUGGUACCCUGGGGCGUAGUUACAUGUGUCGUGAGGAGCAGACUCUGGCUGUGGCUGUGAACUUCUCUCUCAACACCUUCCAGCUGCAGGUGCAGCCCUUCGGCCUAACCGGGGACCAGUUUGGAGCAGCGGAGGAGUGUCAGCUGGAUGAGGAUGACAUGUUGAUCCCCAUCAUCGUGGGCACUGCGCUGGCCAGCCUGGUCCUCAUCGUUCUUGUGGCCUACCUUAUCGGCAGGAAGAGGAGCCACGCCGGGUACCAGACUAUCUGAGAUUACUUCCUGUCAAUUGACCCCCCCGAUUGACUGAACCUCACUCCGACCCUCAACUGAACUUCCCCAACCCCAUUCAGUUGGUCAUACCGUAGAAUCCUUGCUGCCACCUCCUCCCCUUUGUACUUACUUACUCCACGUUGGGUCUCCAUGGGGUUGAUUUGCACUUUCAGAACUGAACUGCUACUUUGUAUGCUGACAGAUUGUAAUGACAUAACGAAACAUUCAACACAGUCACUCAACACUGCAGGAGGGGAUGGUGUGGUGGCGUGCUCAUAACCAUAUGCUGAAUAAUAAUCCACACUCUGCGUAGCCUAAGGUAUUUUUAUCAUGCUUCCGUUUUACUGGUGUCUGACAUGGGAAUUCUGAGGGAUUGUUUGUUUACAAGCAUUGCUGCUGCUGUUUUCAAUGGCUUUUUCUGUUUUUGAUGGUGGCCAUUGUCAGUCACAUAAUAGUCACUGUUACCCUUGUGUGAAGGGAAUAUUAUGACUGUAGCUGGCUGCUCCCCUCUCUCAACCAAUGAAAGUGAACUUGUUGCAUAAUGUUUGCGACAUCAUUGAAUAUGGAGUUGAUGGAAGUUGCCUCUAACCGCUGGUCCAGGGUCAGAUAUUUUUGUAUCCUGUUUCUUAGGAGCUGAGUAAUCUGACCUUAGAUCUGUGGUUAGGGGCUUAGCUUGGGACUGGAGGUCAGCUGCAGAUUGGGAAUGGUAGUGUUUGUCAAUCCAUAGGGGCACAUUUAGUUUACUUUGGGUUCCCCUCGGAAUGGAUUGAGGAACAAGGAUGAAGGUAAUUGGAUGGUAAAGCAGUUGUCUGCAGAGAGAGGGACUCAUUAAUUUAUGGUGAUCAAAGUCCACAAACCACCCUAUAACCCCUAAAUAACUUGGAAUCUCCACUUUGUCUGAUUAGUACAUUUGUUGGGCUAGAGGUUGUUUCUGGACCAGGCCUCAGAUUUUUUUUUCAAUGAUUCUAAGAGGGAAUGUGAAACUGAAUUGACAGAACGAGCAUCACACACUACACUAGAAUGAAGGGACGUGGUGGGCGUGUGCUCUACUUAGACAUUGGUAUUACAGUGCACUGUACCAUGGCUGUUAUGAAACAUGACUACCAUGUUACUACCUAAUUGAUUGUGCCAAUUCUUUCCCCGUAGCAAUGACUUAAACCUGGUUUUAUGACUACUGGUACUACCAAUUAGUUACAUUAAGACAGAUUUUUGUUGGUACUUCCAGUGAUUAUAUUAAGGCGAUAAGUAAAUUGACAUGGUGCUCACAAAGGCCGAAUACUAGUUUAAAAUGUAAUUGGACAUUUAAGUGAAUAGUUAUGUUGUUUUCUCAAGUUAGGAUUCAGGCUAUUAUAGUUAGAACAAUUUAAGGGAGUUGGCGUUACUGUCCAUAGUACAACACCAUUUUAGAGAGGAAUACUACAUCUUAAAUGCCCGUGCCAAAUGGAAUCUGUGCCUCCCCACUUGCAAGGAUGGGAUCUAUGCCAAUUAUAGUUUCUCUCAAUUAUGUCUCAAAUUACACCCUAUUCCCCAUGUAGUGCACAUCUUCAUUGGGGACAUACCCUUUCUAUCUACACAGCAUGUGACCUUGUUAGGGACAUUCCCUUUGUUGAUUUGCCUGGCCUAUUGAAUGCUCAUAGAUGAUGCAUUGUUUGUAGUGAAACGGGGAAGUGAAAAGGAUGUGAACUUUCACUCCACCCCUCAUUUAGAAGUGUUAAUAUUCUUAUGUAGUGAUUCAGGGCUGGA
Messenger RNA from Oncorhynchus kisutch (coho salmon), 5383 nucleotides. RefSeq names its product lysosome-associated membrane glycoprotein 1. The transcript is spliced from 6 exons. Bases 2882 to 3640 code for a protein of 252 amino acids. Lineage: Eukaryota; Metazoa; Chordata; Actinopteri; Salmoniformes; Salmonidae. Gene Ontology annotation, cellular component: late endosome membrane; lysosomal membrane; plasma membrane. The record is from RefSeq and is a predicted model, not a curated record. Gene Ontology annotation, biological process: establishment of protein localization to organelle.